CUUGCGUUGAGACUAGACCAACUGACUGCAAGAUUUUAACUCAAGUUGUUUUUUUGUUGCUUUUUAACUGCCAUGUUGAGCAUUUUAGCUUUUUGUGUUCUGGUUUUGAGCCCAAUCUCCUUGUCUGCAGGAUUUAGAUACCACGUAGACACUAAGACAGGGAAUAAGCUGGGAGCCUCCACCGAUUCAGACAUUUUUAUCAAGAUUGUUGGAAAUAAAGGCGCAACAGGAACACAUGAACUGGCUUCGAGUGGUGACGACUUUGAAUCCGGAAAGUUCGCGUAAAUUACAAUGAAAAACAAUAUCUGUUCCGUUACAAUUCCUGGGUCCCGGGUCGCAAAUGGAUUGACAUUGAAAAAUAGAGGUAGAAUCGUGUCAAGACCCAGACAGCAGGUGAAACGAAAGUGUUUUUGCACGUUAAAUCAAAUAACACAAAUAAAAUCUGUGGUCAAAUUGUG
Exaiptasia diaphana is the source of this 458-nucleotide messenger RNA. Its product is annotated as lipoxygenase homology domain-containing protein 1. Gene Ontology annotation, molecular function: protein binding. Lineage: Eukaryota; Metazoa; Cnidaria; Anthozoa; Actiniaria; Aiptasiidae. The record is from RefSeq and is a predicted model, not a curated record.